Molecule: messenger RNA, 270 nt
Organism: Exophiala aquamarina CBS 119918
Lineage: Eukaryota; Fungi; Ascomycota; Eurotiomycetes; Chaetothyriales; Herpotrichiellaceae
Exons: 1
Coding region: 1-270 (89 amino acids)
Cellular component (GO): membrane
Source: RefSeq, a predicted model, not a curated record
AUGAAAGUUCGAGCUUCCAAUUGUGAGUAUGUCUUCCCCGCCCUAGCUCUGAACGUAAUUGGCCCAGACACGCUGUUUACCGUCUCCUACCUCGUCAUCACUGGAGCCUUUCCUAAGAAAACCCGGGCGGUGGCAGGAGGAAUGUCCAACACGGUGGCACAGGUUGGUAAGAGUGUUGGGCUUGCCUUAUCAGCUGUGAUUGCUGCCAGCGUUACCCGCCAAUCGAGCUGUCCGGACAAGCACCCCCCCACCACCGAUCGAGGCUUAUAG